AUGGCUAUUGGUGCACGUCGUUUAUUUGGCGCAACAACAAUUCUUAUUCUCUUUUGUUUGAUCGUUUAUAUAUUCAAACGACAACAAACGACAGUUGCAGAUGAACGAAUCAAAACUAAUAAUAUAUUUCUUCCACGUUCCAAUGAUGAUGUUGAUGAUGAUAGUCAUAAACAACAAGUAUUACGAAUGGAACCACAACCAGUACAAGAUUUCAUUGCUACUAAAAAAGGAGCAGGAAAUCCAAAUUUAUUAAAAUAUAUUCAUUUUGAUUUGAAAGGAGCUCCUCCAAAAAUUGCAUUCUAUGAACCAUUUUUUAAAUUUAUAUCAAAAUUGAAUGCUGGAAUUAAAGGAAUCCUAAUUGAAUAUGAAGAUACAAUGCCAUUAAAUGGAAUGUUUAAUGAUUCAAUAAAUCGAGGUGGUUAUACUCAUGAACAAAUCGAAUCUAUUCAAACAUCAGCAAAACUGUAUAAUUUGGAAGUUAUUCCAUUAAUUCAAACAUUCGGCCAUUUAGAAUGGCUAUUAAAAUUGCAAAAAUUUGAAAAAUUACGAGAUAAUCCGCUUUUACCAAUGGUCAUUAGUCCAUGUCUUCCAGAGACAUACGUUGUACUUGAAGAUUUAUUGAAACAAACAUUGAAUCUGCAUCCAAAUAUAAAUACCAUUCACAUUGGUUGUGAUGAAGUAUCACCAAUGAAUGUACAUCCAAAAUGUCGAGAUGAUAAUAUUGGAAAUCCUGAACGUUAUAUACAACAUGUUCGACGAAUUGUCAAUGUAAUUCUUAAAAUUCGACCAGGAAUGCGAAUAUUAAUAUGGGACGAUGUUAUACGAUCUGAUCAAUUUUUAGAAAAAAGUACACUUUUGAAUGAUUUGAAAGGUAUAGUUGAACCUGUGUCAUGGUAUUAUAGUUCACAAUUUGAAGAUCAAUAUUCAUCUUCUCCAAUAUGGAGUAUCUAUUCAAAAACGUUUACCAAUGUUUGGGCUGCAAGUGCAUUUAAAGGUGGUUGGAAACGUUUUUCAAUGAUAACAAAUACAACUCAUCAUGUACUAAAUAACAAUCAAUGGAAUCUUUUUAUGCAAGAUCAAACAUUUCGAAAAGAUAAAUUUUAUGCCAUUAUUCUAACUGGAUGGUCACGAUUUGACCAUUUUAUGCCCAUAUGUGAUUUAUUUCCAACGGCUUAUAAAUCAUUACUCAGUUGUUUAUACACAUUAAAUACUGGAAAUAUUGUUGAUGUUACAAAUAUUAUUGAUUGUAAUACACUUGUUUCAACAUUAGGCUAUUCUAAUGUCGAUUGUCAAACAUUGCCUGGUACUCAAAUAUGGUAUGAUGUAAGUCAAUUGAGCACAUUAAUUGAUCGUUCAAAUGAAUAUAUUUCGUUUUUACAAACGGUUGCUCCAAUGUAUAAUCGUCAAUAUUCAUUUGUUAGACCUACCGAUUUACAACAACGUUUAUUUGAAUUACAAGCAGUAUUAAGUGAAUAUCAGCAUAUGUACGAUUCACUAACACAAUCAAUGAGUUUAAUCUAUACUCAAGACAUAAUGCAAGAAUGGCUUGAACUCUAUUAUUGGCCUCCAUACAGAGCAGUUAAUCAAACAUAUCAAGAAUAUCAACCAUUUACAACUCAAACACAUUGGCCAAUAAGGCCAUUGACAAAAUAG
Molecule: messenger RNA, 1653 nt
Organism: Didymodactylos carnosus
Lineage: Eukaryota; Metazoa; Rotifera; Eurotatoria; Philodinida; Philodinidae
Source: the annotation of a GenBank genome assembly